GUGAGAGCAAGGAACAAGGAAGGGAAACGUACGAGACCUUCCUUCCUUUUGCCCCCCGUUCGGUAUUGCAUGGAAGAGUUACACUACUCUUGCUGGAUGGGAAUUCCUCGUGUAGCUCAACUUCCCGUGGUGCUUGUCCACUUACAUCCGUCCAUUGCCUCCUCCAUUGCUUCCCCGCAAACCGAAACACUCUCCACACACCCUCUUCCCAUUUUCCAUCCCAAUCUGGUCUUGUCUACCUGUUUUUGUUUUUCCUCGGCCCUUACAUAACACCCCACAUCCGUCCGCAGGACUACUUUGUCACCUCUCUUCUUCCUCGUAUUCCCCCCCUCUGUCGGAAUCGUUUCCCAAUACACAACACCAUCAACCACAGGUCUGCCCACUGAGCUCAUAUAGGUCCAUCUUCCCUUUGCUGCUCAACAUGGCGAACUUCAGCGAUCUCAACCCCUUCGCGAAGCGGGAAACGCAUAGUUCGACAUCCAUUACCACCUACAAGGUCCUGACUUUGCUUUCUUGGGUCCUGUCCGUGAUCACGACCGUUUACUACGAUUUCGAAUCGCCUCACGAUGGACACCUCAUUCGCCGGACGAUUUGGGGUCAGAACUAUGCCCAUCCUUCGGGCUUCACGCAGAAUGCCACCAUUACCUCUAUUUACUGGCUUGUCUUGUUCAUUCUCCAGCUAGUCUACAUUGGCCACCUCUUCUCCAACGAUUCCGCCCAGGUCAACGCUGCCGCCUCUGUCGGUAGCCACUUCAUCUUCAACAACCUGCUUCACUUUGGGUGGGUGAUGCUCUUCGUUCGCUCGCACUUCAUCUGGUCCGAGAUCUUGUUGAUCAUCAACUUCAUCAACCUCACGUCGCUGUACUUCCGCCAUAAUGCGUACCCCAGGGGCAUUCAUAUGCCCGCUGUUUCUGGUCCCCUCGCCUGGACCUUCGUUGCUCUGUACUGGAACGGUGCCAUUAUGGUCCCUGCCCAGCAUAGCUUUGUUGCUCGUAUCUUUGCCAACGUCUUCAUCUGGUCGAUCUUGGUCUACGGAAUGUUCUUCAUUGUAAUUUACAAGGACUACACCAUGGGCUUCAACCUAAGCGUUCUGAGUGCUUCCUUGGGAGUCGCCCAGUUCUUUGACCGCGUCAUUGCAUUCCAGUGGAUCUUUGCCUUCACCAUCAUGGCAGUGCUGUUUGUCUUCACUGUGGUCGUUGCCGUACCUGCUUGGACCGGUAAGGAGGUCAGCUGGGGCACACGCCAGACUCAGCCCGAUGCCGAGCGUGCUCCUCUUCUCGGCGAAAACUAAGCAUCUUGACGAAGAAGUGUUACCUCGCCCGUACA
This is a messenger RNA of Neurospora hispaniola, 1326 nucleotides long. RefSeq lists its product as uncharacterized. The transcript is spliced from 4 exons. Bases 422 to 1291 code for a protein of 289 amino acids. The record is from RefSeq and is a predicted model, not a curated record. Lineage: Eukaryota; Fungi; Ascomycota; Sordariomycetes; Sordariales; Sordariaceae.